UGAUGAUGUGAUUCUGCUGAUUGUUUUGACAGUACUGAGGCUAAGUUGAAUUCUCACUAUAUCUAAGUUGAAUUUUGCUAAUGCUUCUCGGGUUAAUUGCAGGAAUGGGAACUGAAGUGCAGUCGAAGAUGUAUUUCCCGGGAUAUUAUUCCAUACAGAAUCUGAGCAGCAAUGUCGGCCAUGGGAGCUGGUCCCUACUCCACGAGAACACGAACUUGAAGAAUGGGCAGCAAUACGAAGUGUUCUUGACAAGGCCAGUUAUUGAUGGAUUUCACGGACGCGAUAAGGAUGAGUCAAUUUUCAGGCAUCAUCUCAAUGAACUCCAUCGUCUUUACGAAAGGCAAAAGGACCUGAUGAACGACAUCAAAAGCAAAGAGCUGAUCAAACAACAAAAGGUAGCAGGGUCACAAUCAACUUUCUCAUCAUUCGGCUUUCCAACUGGAGACGACAGAAAGAGUUGGUCCAUUUAUGGUAGACAAUCUACAUCGAGUACUUGUAUCAGCCACUUUCCUUACGAUUCUAUUGGAAAAACACUGCAAAACAGCGGUUCGAAUGCCGCUUCUGCACAACAAGUGGUAUCAGAGCCCAGUUCCGUGAAUAAUGUUGGCGCUACAGUGAACAGUGAACUGCUACAGUAUCUGUGA
Molecule: messenger RNA, 644 nt
Organism: Malus domestica (apple)
Lineage: Eukaryota; Viridiplantae; Streptophyta; Magnoliopsida; Rosales; Rosaceae
Source: RefSeq, a predicted model, not a curated record